Molecule: messenger RNA, 1977 nt
Organism: Paramecium sonneborni
Lineage: Eukaryota; Ciliophora; Oligohymenophorea; Peniculida; Parameciidae
Source: the annotation of a GenBank genome assembly
AUGCAUAAUUCCUUAACAAAAACUCCUUAAUCAUUUUAGACAUCAUAUACUAGACCUUAAACUGCACUGACUCAUACAAAAUAAAUAUUGUACUAUAUGAUCUUAGAGUUUAGAAUGUCUUAAGCUUCUGAAGAUGGUCUUGAUACAUCUAUAAAAAAUAAUAAAUAUACAAAUCCAACCAGUCUUACACCUCGAAGUUUAAAAAAAUUAUAAGAAAGAAAAAGAGUUGAAGGGAUAAGUAAAUCAGAAGCAGGGACUUGUAAUUUGAGAGUUAAGAAUGAUUAGGCAGAAAUAGAUGGUCCUGAAGAUUAUUUUGAUAAAGAGCUCAAAAUAAAUGUUGAUGAAUAUGAUAAAUUCAGAAAGAAUUUUCAUCGAAUUGUUUUUGAUGCUUUUGGCAAUUAUAUAUAUACAAAACCAGAGGCUUUAGAUGAUGAAUUAAAACAAUAAGUUAAUGUAACUAAUCUUUCCUUUUACAUAAGAGUGCAUUAAACACCAAAACAAAAGUAACAUCAGAAAAUUUGUAAAGAAAACUGAUGCUUAAGACUUAAAGUUUUUAACCUAGAAAAAUUAUAGAUGGACUUGUUAAAAAUGCUUCUGAAAUUGCUACUAUGAAUCCAAGAAGAAAAAAUAUUAUGGAUAUUAAAUAAAGAGCAGAAUAAACAUUACAUCAAAUGAUUUAAAAUGUUGCUAAAGAUAAGAUACUUGCUGAAUCUAAAGCAUUAUUACAUGGCAUCAGUUAAUAAAUGCUUAAUUAAGUAGAUAAGUUUAUUAGAGAAAAGUAUUUUGUUUUAUUAAAAUUAGUUCCGAACUUAAAGAUCAAUUAGAAAUGGCAAAAAAUAAAAUAUUUGAAUUACAAUCAUCUAAUGAAAGUCUUAACUUUAAAAAUUAAUAAUUAUAAAAAGAAUUAAAAUAAUCUAAAAUUCAACUUGAUGAUAUUAAAAGGGUUAGUGUAGAUUUAGAAAAGUUUUUACCAGAAUAUAGAAUCAUGACUAAAAAAUUUGUAGAUUUAUCAGCUGAUAAAAUUAUUGAUAGAUAUGAAUAUUUUGAAAAUACUGUCUUAACUCUUACUAAAAAAACAGCAGAUCUUGAAGAAGAUAAAAGAUUUUUAGAAAAAUCUUUACAAUAAUAAAAAAGAGAAUUUGAAACAAAAUUAUAAGAUUUGUCCAUGUAUAAAGUAUAAUAAUAAUCUAAUCAAUUACAAAAUUAAGAUUAACCAAAUAAAGAACUUGAAUAAUAUAAAGAAAUGUACAUGAUAUUAUUUAAAAAAAUCAUGAAUGUUUAUUGUAAUUGGACUACAAAAGCAAAAGCUCUUCUGCCUGAUAAAAUAGAUGAUGGACCAAGAGCUAAUUUAGUAGAUCCUAUUGAAAUGUUAUCUAAUUUAGAAAAAAUGAUUUAAAUUUCAUCUAAUGAAAAACUUUAAGCAUAUCUUAGAAAAGUCAUUGUUAGCGCCAAUUUAUUAUAAAGAAAGUAUUUUCCUGAAGAAGUUAACCUUAAAUUUGAUCCUGAUAAAAUUUAUGAUAGAUUAGUUAAAUAUAUUGAUAAUCAAUCAAGUGUAAUUUUAGGAUAUUAAAAUAGAGAAAAAGAUUUAAAAAAACAAUAAAGAAAUGUAAAUAAAUAUAAUUAAUAAUCUAAGUUUAAACAAGAGGAUGAACAUUAAGCUUUAAAAGAUAUCAUUUCUUCUGAAAAAGUAACAGAAAUGAUAAAAAAAGAUUAAAAUAGUAUAAGUUUAAUAAGAAAGAGAUUAUUUUCAAAUGACUCUGGUGCAUAAGUAGAUCCAGAAAAGGUUGUUGAAAAAUUAUUAAAAUUAAUUGAAACUUAGUCCAUAUAAAUAAAAAACUUUGUUUCCAAGGAAAAAUUUAACUAAAGAUCACUUAAAUAAUUAGUAUAAUAUACAAUUAAAGUAAUUUUUAGUUAAAAACAGAAGAUGAUAAUUAAGAUAUUAAUGAAUUCAUAAUAAAUUUUGAGUUGGAAAAAUGA